This is a messenger RNA of Haliotis rubra (blacklip abalone), 1587 nucleotides long. Its product is annotated as EGF-like domain-containing protein 2. The transcript is spliced from 11 exons. The record is from RefSeq and is a predicted model, not a curated record. Lineage: Eukaryota; Metazoa; Mollusca; Gastropoda; Lepetellida; Haliotidae. The coding region runs from base 175 to 1572 and encodes 465 amino acids.
GGUGAAUAUACAGAUAAUAAGAACGUUAUCAACACGACAGUCGUCAUUUCCAGAUGAUGUGUAUAAAAGGACUUCGCAAUCGAAACAAACUGCAGCAGUGUCCAAGAAUUUCGACAGCUUCUUACUCUGCCUGAACUUGUCAAGGGCCAAAGGCGAUCUUCCCACGGAAUCUGCAUGAUGAGGAGUUUGACCUUCUGUUUUGUGGCUUUGCUGGCUCAUCUAGGGGCUGCGUCAUUUGAUUGCCGUCGAACAUCGCAAUCCUGUACAGCACCAACAACCUGUGCUUUCACUUCAAGCACCUGCGAUUGUUCCUCCGCCACAAGCCCAUCGGAGGGGUACGACUGUGGUUUAGUAACAGCACAGAUAAGAGCCGGCGCUUGUGCGACUUCGGAUCCGUGCAGCACCCACGGUACCUGCUACGACAGUGCUGGAACAGCCCUCUGCUAUUGUACUGCUGAUUCCUAUGGUACCAACUGUGACGAAAAACGACUGACAGUGGCGUGUGAAACAGGGAAAAUGGUGAUAGGCGUGAACCCAGCUGGAGCGUCGUUCACAGGGCAUGCCUACGUCCAAGGUUACCGCGCCGAUGCAAACUGUAAUCUUGCUCAAGUCCCAGAUCCCACGUUGGCCUCUGACAGCAUUCCAGAUACGUGGAUGGGAUAUGCACUUGACUUGGACAACACCGGAACAGCCUGUGGAGACGUUGUAGCCGUGAACACUGGAGGUAAAACUGAAUACACACGCAUUAUCGUCGUUCAAUACGAGAGUGAUUUCUUGACCUCCAUCGACGACCUUUUCACUGCAAAGUGUGUGUUCAACCACGCUGGGGCUUUGGUAUUCAGCGGUAUCGCCAAGCUUGAUCCAACGGCUCUGACCGGAAACCUGAACGAAAUAUCUGCAGAAACAGAGUUCUCUCCCGUGAGCUUGGCACUGACGAGCGGAGGUUCACCGGUCGUUUCAACAACGCCUAUUAACGUGGGCUCUGAGAUCGUGUUUACCUUCACAAUACCUACAGAAUACGAGUCGAUGAGGAUUGUCACAGCCGUCGCUGACAACACAGUUACUGCAGAUUUGAAAACUCUUAAUAUCGUCACCGCCAGUUGCAUGGAUAAUGCUGCCUAUCCCAUCUCCGUUGAAGCCCCAACCCGGGGCUCAACCGGAACAGAUAAAAGGGAGAUAACUCUCAAACUGAAAGCCUUCCACUUUGAUGGCAAUGACGAGGUCGGUUUCAAGUUCACCGUUAAAGUAUGCCUCACAGCAAAUGAUGCAGACUGCAACCCUGAAACGUGUAACGGUGUUGCUGCCAGUGGCUUUGGCCGAAAGAAACGAGAGGCUAGUGCUGGUGAGAAAGUCAUCACUAGAUUCAUCACUGUGCGAGACCCCCAGUCUUUCGGACAAGACGGUCAAACUGGACUGACAAACAGCAACUGUCAGAUAACUGGACAGACAACUGCUGCCAUGGUUGCCAUGGGAAUUGUUAUCUUCACACUCCUCAUCCUUUGCCUUGUGCUCAUCGUCCGCUUUGUGUCCCACCGUAAUCGCUCCGAAUCCAAGCAGGACCUCCAUGCUUAAAAGACAUGAUAGCGA